AUGACGACUCCUAACUCCGGUGAACAGCAGCCAAAGUGGACGGCGUCCCUAACGAAGCUACUCGCGAAUCUCAUAGUCGGUCAAGUCCUUAAAGGAAACAGAGUGAACAAUUCCUUGUCUAAUAAAGCUUGGAACUUUAUAACCGAUGAGUUUUACAAAAGAAGUGGCCUCAAAUGGGAUAAAGAACAUCUCAAGAACAGAUUCGCUGUCCUCAGACGCCAAUUCGCAGUCGUCAAGUUACUUCUAGCUCGUGAUAAUUUCGUUUAUGAUGAAUCUAGUGGUUCCAUUAUCGCCACUGAUGAAGCUUGGGACGAAUGUCUAAAGGAGUAUCCAGACGCAGAGGCUAUAAGAACAGAUGGUUGUCCAAUUUACAAGCAGCUCUCUCAGAUAUUCGCAGAAGAUCCCAUGACAAACGGGAAACAUGAAACGAUGCCUCCUUACUCUGCUCAUCUCGAUGAACCUGUGUUGCCUCAAGCUAAAACAGAAUACGAUGAUGCCGCUGCAGUGAUUCCUCCUGCUGCCAAGAGGAGGCGUGGUAGGGGCGUGGAGGCUGCUAUUGCCAAUGCUAUAUUCGAAAUGGCGGAUGCAUCGAAGCUACGGACUAUUGUUUUCACGCAGCUUACGAGCAGGUUCUCUCUUGCCGAGUGUAUCAGAGAGCUGGAUCAGAUCCACGGCUUAGCAGAGAACGUCUAUUUUGCGGCGCUUGACUUCUUCAAUAACCCAAGUGCAAGGGAGACAUUCUUGUCGUUGAAACCUGACAUGCGCUUGGCUUGGCUUCAAUGGAAAUGUAAUGCUGCAUCCCGUACUUCCUAG
This is a messenger RNA of Thlaspi arvense, 813 nucleotides long. The record is from the annotation of a GenBank genome assembly. NCBI's taxonomy places the organism in Eukaryota, Viridiplantae, Streptophyta, Magnoliopsida, Brassicales, Brassicaceae.